This is a messenger RNA of Lactuca saligna, 354 nucleotides long. The record is from the annotation of a GenBank genome assembly. NCBI's taxonomy places the organism in Eukaryota, Viridiplantae, Streptophyta, Magnoliopsida, Asterales, Asteraceae.
AUGUACCCCUCUUUCUCUCACAAUCACAGAUCACACGAUCUUGGUGAUGGUGUGUCUGGUGGUGUUGAAUGGAAUUCUGUGGUAAAUCAAGAAGAGAUUAAGGGGGACUUGGAAGAAUCUUCGAUGGUUGAUGAUGUUAACGGAGAAGCUCCGAAGGUAGCUUUAAAGAGAGGAAUUUUGGAGAAGCUCCACCAUUAUCAGACAUUGGAUGCCAUGUUUCAAUUAAUGGUCAUAAGAUAUCUUCUUCCCACCGAAUCACCCUUGGGAGUAUACGACUUUGAUGUGGAAGGGCAGAUGGUGGUAAGGUGGAGGGAAACUAGGAGCCCUCUCGUGUAUAAACUCCAUUUAACUUGA